Molecule: messenger RNA, 2838 nt
Organism: Micromonas pusilla CCMP1545
Lineage: Eukaryota; Viridiplantae; Chlorophyta; Mamiellophyceae; Mamiellales; Mamiellaceae
Exons: 2
Coding region: 37-2838 (933 amino acids)
Cellular component (GO): cytoplasm; nucleus
Molecular function (GO): RNA binding
Source: RefSeq, a predicted model, not a curated record
CGCAUCACGACCGCCCGUCGCACGUCCGAGAGCACGAUGUACGGCGGGUACGGGUACCCCCAGCAGCCCGCGGGGUACGCGCAGCCCGCGGGGUACGCCCCCGGCGCGUACGCCGCCGCCGCGGCGAUGAGGCAGCCCUCGGCGAUGACCGGGGACGAUCUCGAGCGAAUCACGCGAACCAUUCACGUCUCGGGGAUCCGCGGACUGAAAGGGCAGCCCGGGAUCGCGCCCGGGGAGGAGAUAAGCGAGGAAGACCUCGCGGCGUUCUUCGGGAACGACGGCGAGGUGUUCGGCGUCAGGAUCAACGGCCAGAACUGCUGGAUCGAGUUCGCGGACGUCGCGGGGGCGAUGUCCGCGCUGAGAAAAGACAACACGGAGAGCGGCGGGCACCACCUCCGAAUUUCGCAGAGCAAGACGCCGAUACGCUCGAACGGGUACGCGAAGGGCCGCGCCGCGCAGACCAUCGCCGCGGCGGCGGCAGCCGUCGGCGGCGCGGUGAAGUCCACAGUCCAUGCGCCGUCGGCGACGAUGUCGUUUUCGAAGGGCGUGGCUCAACAGCAGGGCGUGGGCGGCAGGGGAAUGUACGCGCCCCAGAUCAGCUUCCCGGCGGGGCAGCUCUCCCCGGAGGAGAUCAUCGCGUCGAUCAACCAGAACAUCGCGUUCGCGGUCGAGUUCGAGAAGAAGCAGGCGGCCGCGAACGCCGCGGCGGCGGCCGCGGGGGCGGAGACGAGGGAGGUGCCGCCGCCGCCGCCGGGGGGCGCGGGCGCGGCGGUGGUGAGAGUGUCGGGACUCCCCGCGGGGUCGGCCGCGAACGCGUUCCUGGAGCUCUUCGAGGGCGUCCCCGGCGUGGGGACGAUCGAUCCGGACAACGUGCUCGUGCCGCUCGACGCGAACGGCGUCGGGUUCGGGCGGGCGUACGUCGAGUUUAGCGGCGCGGAGGCGGCGGCGGCGGCGUUGCGAACGUCGCGCCCGGGCGUCGAGCUCGCCGCGUCGUCGAGAGCGGAGGCGACCGCGGCGUUCACCUCUUCUCGCUUCUCGUUUUCUGUUCCCGUCGUGUCUCUCGGUCCUGUACGUGUCCCGUCGUCUCUUCCGACGAAGCGCGCUUCAGCUGUCGCGUCCGUCGUGGCUUCUUCGCGCCGCGCUCUCACUCGCGGACGCGCGAUGCCCAAGUCGGACCGCGCGACCGUCGCCAUCGGAGCCGCCGCCGGAGCCAUCGCCGCGGGCGCCGCCGCGUACCUGUGCAACCCGUCCGCGUUCGCGUCCUUCUUCCCGUUCGCGCGCGAGCCCGCCGCCCCCGCCGAGAAGAAGCGCGAGGAAGACCGCGCGCGGGAGGCCAACGCGGAAGAGAAAGAGAAAGACGCCGCCGCCGCUCCCGUGGAGCCGCGCGACGACGCGAAGCAGGAAGUCGUCCCCGCUCCCGUGGGACCGCCCGCCAUGGUCGAUUCGCCCGAGCGCGACCGCCCCGCCGCCGGCGCGACCCCCGGGGUCGCUCCCUCGCGACGCGCGAAGAAGCCCGAGCCCGCCGAGGCGACGUCGCCGAACACGCCGCUGCAGAGCGACCUCGGCGCGAUCCGAGACCUCCUCGCGAAGACGCACCUCAGCGAGUUCCUCGCGCAGAUGCACGUCGGCAGGCCGGAGUGCGCGCCUCCCGCGCGCGACGUCCUGACGCUCACGCCUUCGGUCACCGUGGACGUCGCGCUUCGCGAGCUCGCGGAGCGCUCCGUCGUCUCCGCGCCGCUCCUUCGCGACGACGGGAAAGACUACCUCGGGUUCGUGAGCGUGCACGACAUCGUCCACGCGCUCGUGGCGCACAUCUUCCCCCCCGGGCCGAUGGGGUACUGCGCGAGCGUGGAAGCCCCGGAGUGGUUCCUCAUCGACGACACGCAAGACGCGGCGCGGCGCACGCUGAAGAUGAUCCACGAUAAGGCCCCCGGGUUUUGCGCGCGCGAGCUCGGGUCGAUCCGCCGCGGACCGGAAGGCGGCGACGGCGCGUGGAUUCUCGCGUCCGGCUCGUCGCGAGGGCUGCGCACGGACGACGGCGACGAUCCGAGCAUGCUACACGUGAUCCAGCACCAGUUCAUUCCGAGAUCGCCUUCGGUGUCGCCGCUGCAUCACCGAGUGGCGGUGUAUCGAUACGUCGACGACGGCCCCGAGAGCGGCGGGAAGGUGGAAGUCACGGACAUCAUCUCUUUGUCCGACAUCACGCGUUUCUUGAUGCGAUGGGACCACAUCGAGCACUGUAUCACGCCGUGUAGCGCCGCGGAUCUCGGCUUGGGCGCGGUGCGCGUGGACGUCGUGUCCUCCGACAGCAGUCUGCUGCGAUGCUUCGCUCUGAUGUCGCGAUUCGGCGUCAGCGGUCUCGGCGUGACGGAAGCGAGAGACGCGUCCGGCGCGAGAGCGCGAGACUCCUGGCCGCCGAAGCCCACGAUGCUGCCGGUCGGGUGUAAGAUCAUCGGCAACAUCUCCGAGAGCGACCUGAGGCGGAUAACCCCGGAGCACCUGGAAGUGCUCGCGAUGCCCGUGGGCGCGUUCAUCGAGAAACUCAAUGCGAAACUCGCCGCGGGGGGCGAGCGCGAGCUGCGCGACGAGCCUCUCGCGAGCGCGCGCGCGCACCCGCUCUUCUCCGGGAUGCUCACGCGCGGGGAACUCUCGGACGGCAAGUUGUGCGUCACCGCGAGACACGACGCGAGCCUGCUCGACGUCAUGCGCGCGAUGGCGAGGAACCGCGUGCAUCGCGUGUACCUGUGCGACGAGGACACCGGCGUCGCGAAGAGGGUCGUGACGCACUCGGACCUCGUGCGGUUCUUCGCGAUGUUCGCGCCCGCGGAGGACGAGUGA